AGUUUGAGCCAACAAACCGGAGGCUUCCGGGCAGCUGGAAAAGGACAGUUCGUUACUUGUUGGCCUCAUAGAGAAAAGUGCGCAGAUUGUGAGAAGGAGGAGGACGAAUAUGAAGAGGAUGAAGAGGAAGAAGAAGAAGUCAGUAACUGUUCACUUGCCAAUAAUAAAUAUCAUGAUGAGUUGGAUGAGUGUGGAAAAGACUUGAAGGCCUGCAAGAAUCCCUAUUUCUGUAGCAGAUUGUCGCAUGCUCCCCUUCGGUCUUUUUGUCCCACUCGGUCUCAUUGCUUACAAGCCGACUCUGUUCCGAAUUUAUUGGGGCUAAGCAGGAUCACCUGUAACCGGAACUCUGUCAGUCUAUCAAAGCUGGCCGAAGCUGCCUUCAAUAUGGGCCUUUCUUGCCCUGUGCGACACUAUGCCAGUAGGUCGCUGCAGGUGGUAAGAGCGCUGGGUGGCCACAUGUCGGCCAAGUGCUUGACUGAAUUGCUUAGCCGCUUGGUUGAUACAGUAGCAGAAACCGCCGAAGAGGUGCAGGUGAGUUUGUAA
Protopolystoma xenopodis is the source of this 543-nucleotide messenger RNA. NCBI's taxonomy places the organism in Eukaryota, Metazoa, Platyhelminthes, Monogenea, Polystomatidea, Polystomatidae. The record is from the annotation of a GenBank genome assembly.